Aspergillus terreus NIH2624 is the source of this 942-nucleotide messenger RNA. Its product is annotated as putative RNA polymerase II Elongator complex associated protein Kti12. The coding region runs from base 1 to 942 and encodes 313 amino acids. The transcript has 2 exons. The record is from RefSeq and is a predicted model, not a curated record. NCBI's taxonomy places the organism in Eukaryota, Fungi, Ascomycota, Eurotiomycetes, Eurotiales, Aspergillaceae.
AUGAACUACAUCAAGGGGUACCGGUAUCAGCUGUGGUGCGAGGCAAAGGCGCUGGGGACGACCUGCUGCGUUGUCCACGUCGGCACGCCCGUCGACCAGUGCGUCGCAAACAACGAAGCCCGGCUGCAUCGCCAGAAGGCCGCAACCGACACGAACAACGCCGAUACCACUACUACCUCUCAGGGUCCGUCAGCCACCACCAAAGACGAAGACGAAGAUCCCUACCCCCCAGACCUCCUUAACAACCUCAUCUUCCGCUACGAGGAACCCAGCACCGCCAGCCGCUGGGACAAGCCGCUCUUCACCGUGCCCUGGAGCGACGCCGCGCCGCCCGUCGCCGACAUCUGGACCGCACUCACCGGCAUCGCUGCGACCCCCGACGAACCCGCCCCCUCGCCCUCCCCCGCAAUCGCCCCCCUAACCUCAACCCUCGCCUCGACGCACCUCUCCGACGCCGCCAGCAUCGCCACGGGCACGACGACCACGCGCCGCGCGGGCGGCAGCCUCCGCCCCAAGAUCAAGCCGCACCAGGCGACCGUGCUGCCGCCGGCGACGGACUCGUCCGCCCUGUACAGCCUGGAGAAACGCACGUCGGCCAUCGUCGCCGCCCUGCGCAGCUUCGCGCUCGCCCACCCCUCCGCCGAGGCCGCCCUCGCCCAGAGCCCCUCCGCCGCCGGCAUCGCCAUCGCCGUGCCUGAGGCAGAGGCCCUCGUCUUCAUCCCCGCGCAUGUCGCCACUGCCGGCUCGACCGAUGAGCUGGCCGGCGCUGGCGGCAUCCUGGCGCUGCCGCGGUUGCAGCGGCUGCGGCGCCAGUGGAUCUCGCUGAAUCGGUCGUAUGUUGGUGCGAACCAUUCGUCGAAUCGUGGGAGUCUGGCGCCGGAGCAGGUGCCGGAUGCUUUUGUGAGGUUUUUGAAUGCGGAUUUUGCGGGGGGAAGUAGGUAG